UCUCAUGGGAGAAAGUGAACUUGGGGGCCAGGAGAAUUCCGGGCUUCUCAGGGGAAGGCAGAGUUAAUUCCUCCCAUACCUGUUUUGGUCCCUCCCCUCUAGAACUGGUUGGGCAGCUUUGCCAGGUCUCUUCCUCCCCAGGCCACUCCUUCUCUUCCUUCUCUGGACCUAGGUAAGCCCUUCACCAUUUUUUCUCAUUUUCUUUCUUUUUUGUUUGAAACCAACCAAGAAGGCUUUGUCUGUGGGUCCUUUGCAGGCCCUCUCCUCCUCCUCUCUGAAAUUGCCUCUUUGGUUCCCUCUGGGACCUGCUCCUUUGUCCCCUGCCCAGGUUAGCUAGCCCUCUACACCUCUCUCUCCCACCUCUGUCCUGGCUCAUCUCACCCUCUCAGUCCGCAUCUCACCCCUCCAAACCAAGUACUGAAGUAAGGUGCUCGCACCAACUGGCCCCCCCAACCCAUGGGGACUUCUGGACUGGGCCGCUGUCGGCUGGCACUGGUUUUCGCAGUGCUCAUGGAUGCUGCGGGCACUGGAGCCCUCCUGACAGGCAUCUUUGCCCGGCUACGCCUCCGAGGCCGGGAUUUUGGGGACCUUUUGAUCUACUCUGGUGCGGUGCUGGUGUUUCUGAGCCUGCUGGGCUGGAUCAUGUGGUACACGGGCAAUAUCGAGAUAGCCCCUGAAGAGCUGGCAAGGGACUAUGGCGCCAAGGGAGGCACAUUGGCCCGGCUGGCCAGGAAGAUCUCGCGGACUUGGUCUCGACGCCAGAGCAACGGGCUGGCCAUGAGGACGGUGCAGAGCAGCCGGGAAGCAGCAUAAAGGUGACCACCCACCCCAAGUUUGUGAUUAACAGAAGGAUCUUGUAGGAAAGAAGGAUGAACUCACCAGCACGAAUGCUGGUCUCCUGCCAGUACCAGAGCUGACCUUCAGCCCACUGAACACCAAACCAGGACGCUGGACUCCUCUUUCCUCAGUCUGACCUGAAUUUUCGUGUGAAUUCUGCUUUGCGUUUCAAAAACCUGUCUUUUCAGUA
Heteronotia binoei (common prickly gecko) is the source of this 1027-nucleotide messenger RNA. It is a transcript of the gene TMEM238, whose product is annotated as transmembrane protein 238. The transcript is spliced from 2 exons. The record is from RefSeq and is a predicted model, not a curated record. NCBI's taxonomy places the organism in Eukaryota, Metazoa, Chordata, Lepidosauria, Squamata, Gekkonidae. The coding region runs from base 457 to 813 and encodes 118 amino acids.